Macrosteles quadrilineatus (aster leafhopper) is the source of this 843-nucleotide messenger RNA. RefSeq lists its product as uncharacterized. Bases 1 to 843 code for a protein of 280 amino acids. NCBI's taxonomy places the organism in Eukaryota, Metazoa, Arthropoda, Insecta, Hemiptera, Cicadellidae. The transcript has a single exon. The record is from RefSeq and is a predicted model, not a curated record.
AUGUUCCUCUACCUCAAACUCACUACCUCCAUCCAACGAGAAACUACCUCAUUCCUCUGUGUCCCAACAUCUACCGACCCCAAUCCUCCUCUACUUCAAACUCACUACCUCCAUCCAACAAGAAACUACCUCAUUCCUCUGUGUCCCAACAUCUACCAACCUAAAUGUUCCUCUACCUCAAACUCACUACCUCCAUCCAACAAGAAACUACCUCAUUCCUCCGUGUUCCAACAUCUACCGAUCCCAAUGUUCCUCUACCUCAAACUCACUACCUCCAUCCAACGAGAAACUACCUCAUUCCUCCGUGUCCCAACAUCUACCGAUCCCAAUGUUCCUCUACCUCAAACUCACUACCUCCAUCCAACGAGAAACUACCUCAUUCCUCUGUGUCCCAACAUCUACCAACCUCAAUGUUCCUCUACCUCAAACUCACUACCUCCAUCCAACGAGAAACUACCUCAUUCCUCUGUGUCCCAACAUCUACCGACCCCAAUCCUCCUCUACUUCAAACUCACUACCUCCAUCCAACAAGAAACUACCUCAUUCCUCCAUGUCCCAACAUCUACCAACCCCAAUCCUCCUCUACCUCAAACUCACUACCUCCAUCCAACGAGAAACUACGUCAUUCCUCCGUGUCCCAACAUCCAAACCAACCGCAAUGUUCCUCUACCUCAAACUCACUACCUCCAUCCAACGAGAAACUACCUCAUUCCUCCAUGUCCCAACAUCUACCAACCCCAAUCCUCCUCUACCUCAAACUCACUGCCUCCAUCCAACGAGAAACUACGUCAUUCCUCCGUGUCCCAACAUCUACAAACCAACCGCAAUGUUCCUCUACCUUAA